Molecule: messenger RNA, 585 nt
Organism: Cryphonectria parasitica EP155
Lineage: Eukaryota; Fungi; Ascomycota; Sordariomycetes; Diaporthales; Cryphonectriaceae
Exons: 1
Coding region: 1-585 (194 amino acids)
Source: RefSeq, a predicted model, not a curated record
AUGGGAGAGAAGGAACGGCAGUGCGAAUACUAUGGAAGUUUCAUGCACCACCUAAGUCGGCCCGAGGCGGAGGCAAUGUACUGGUGCUUGUUUUUUCUUGUGCUCUGUCUCCUGUUCAGCGCCUCGUGGUAUUACGGCAGGGUCAUGGAGCGCAUCGAGCAUAUGAGGGUGUCAGACACGCGGCGGAAACAACUGAUACACUGGUGUUUCUACAAGACCCUCGCCUGUAGCUUCGUGAGCCUCGUCGCCGCGAUCCUGGAGGUCUUCGUCCUGCUCACGCUCCAGUUCUGCGACCACGAGCCGCUCGCGAGUCUCUACUGGUCCAACUGGACCGUGCUACAAGUGGGUGCUGUUGUGGCCAUGUUUGGUAUCUGCCUCCACGUUCGACACAUGAUCAAGGGAAGACGUCAUCCGCCCUGGGCACUUGCACUUGGUACGCCCGUGUUGGUCGUUGCGGGCCUCGGCCACUACUUUCAGGGGAAGGUUAAGAGCAAGGCGAAAAGCGUUGGCCGAAACCUCAGGAGUCGGAGCCACAGCCGUAGGCCUAGGGGCCGAUCCCGUGACGAGCCACUCAGUAAGAUGUGA